AUGGAGAAAGGUGAUCGUGUUUCAGAGUAUUUAUUCGCUAAGAUGGGGCCAGGGGAUCGAGGGCCGAAGACCACGGAGGACAGGGAGGCACCGGUGGAGUACACUGGAGUGAAGAAGUGGUUCGUGGACAACACGUUGCUGGUUGUGACGUUGGCUGGGGUAUUGAGCGGAAUCGCUGUAGGAUUCGGUCUAAGACCAUACCACCUGGGACCAGAUGCUCUAAUGAUCAUUUCAUACCCUGGCGAAUUAUUCAUGAGAUUACUGAAGCUGAUGAUUCUACCACUGGUGAUAGCGAGUUUGAUAGCUGGGUCAGCGAGUCUUAACGCCAAAAUGAGUGGAAAGAUCGCUCUUCGGACGCUGUCGUACUUUGUUCUGACGUCGAUGUUCAAUGCGUUCUUCGGAGUACUCCUGGCUGUGCUGGUACACCCAGGGGAGUCUUAUUUGAAGGAGAACAGUGGCCCUGCGGUGGUGAAGCGAGAUCAUAAUAUAUUGGAUAGUUUGCUUGAUAUUGGUCGAAAUAUUUUCCCCGAUAACAUAGUUCAAGCCGCAUUCCAGCAAGCUCACACAGUGUAUGUGCAACCGCAGACAUUAUUUGCUAGUAAUGGGACGGAAAAUGGGACUGAACCGGCGCUAGUUAGAGUGAUACAAUAUAGAUCAGGGACGAAUACAUUAGGUUUAGUAUUUUUCUGCCUCGUCUUCGGUAGCCUAUUAGGUACCCUGGGGCAGAAGGGGCAGGUCGUCGUAGAUUUCUUCCAGGCCAUAUUCGAAGUGAUCAUGAAGAUGGUAGCCGGAGUUAUGUGGUUCACACCGGUCGGCGUUAGUAGUGUUAUCGCUGGGAAGAUUCUUGGCGUUGAUAAUGUGGCUCAAGUGAUGUCGCAACUGGCCUGGUUCAUAGCCACUGUGGCGAUCGGCGUGUUUCUGUACCAACUCAUAGUGAUGCAACUGCUCUAUUUUAUUUUCCUAAGAAGAAACCCUUAUAAGUUCUAUUGGGGAUUAUCUCAUGCUAUGCUGACGGCUUCCGCCACCGCGUCCACAGCAGCUGCAUUACCAAUAACAUUCCGAGCUAUGGAGGGCCCGCUGCGCAUCGAUGCUCGGAUCACCCGCUUCGUGCUUCCCAUCGGCUGCAACAUCAACAUGGACGGCACAGCCCUCUUCCUAGCUAUUGCCAGCGUCUUCAUCUGCCAGAUGAACAACAUGCACCUCGGCUUCGCUCAGCUCGCCACCAUAUUUCUUACGUCGACGGCAACAUCCCUGUCUUCAGCAUCUGUUCCAUCUGCAGCAAUGGUGCUGCUUCUGGUAGUUCUUGCUGCGGUAGACGCACCAACACAAGACGUUUCAUUGUUGUUCGCUGUUGAUUGGCUCGUGGACAGAAUAAGAACCACUAACAACAUGCUGGGAGAUUGCUACGCAGCGGCCAUUGUGGAACACCUUUCCAAGCAUGAGUUGAUGGCGUGUGAUGCUGCUUCCAUGGAACCCGUAGCCACUAACGGUACUCUACCAACGACCACCACAGACCUAGACAUAGGCUCAUCUAAGAAAUCCCUAGAGUCAGACGACAUCGUUAUCGAUAUGCAUUUAAGUAAUAUUGAUGAUAAGAGUUAG
This is a messenger RNA of Leptosia nina, 1602 nucleotides long. NCBI's taxonomy places the organism in Eukaryota, Metazoa, Arthropoda, Insecta, Lepidoptera, Pieridae. The record is from the annotation of a GenBank genome assembly.